AGUCGAUGACAUCGUACAGCGACACGUCAACCACACGGAAGAAGGUGCCCAUCCAGCCUACCACAGAACCGCUGAUUGAAGGGCCGUAGUCUUAUCAAAAUGGGUGGUUUCUUCUCUAAUCUCUUCUCGGGCCUGUUUGGCACCAGAGAGAUGAGGAUCCUGAUCCUGGGGUUGGAUGGUGCAGGAAAAACGACUAUUCUGUACCGGCUGCAGGUUGGAGAAGUGGUCACCACCAUCCCCACGAUCGGCUUCAAUGUCGAGACAGUCACGUAUAAAAAUCUGAAGUUCCAGGUGUGGGAUCUGGGUGGACAGACGAGUAUCAGGCCGUACUGGCGAUGUUAUUACUCAAACACAGAUGCGGUCAUCUAUGUCGUUGACAGCAGCGACCGCGACAGGAUGGGCAUCUCGAAGUCUGAGUUGGUGGCCAUGUUGGAGGAGGAAGAGCUGAAGAAAGCUAUCCUGGUGGUAUUUGCAAAUAAACAGGAUAUGGACCAGGCGAUGACGCCCACUGAGGUGGCCAACUCUUUGGGCCUCCCCGCCCUCAAAGACAGGAAAUGGCAGAUCUUCAAGACCUCGGCCACAAAGGGCACAGGUCUCGAUGAGGCGAUGGAAUGGCUGGUGGAAUCCCUGAGGAGUCGGCAAUAAAGACUCCCACCCCUUCUGUAUAUACCCCUGACCUAUGACCCUUCGGUAUGAAGCCUUGUGACUGACCUUUCCCUUCAUCCCACUGGACCCCCUGAUUGCACUCCUCCCCAACCCACUUGAAGCCUUGGCCAAGCCCUCCGAAUUCCUAACGCCUUUCAAGCCUGGGACUUGUGAAGGCUGCAGUAACGUCUGGACCGGGUACACACUCCCAAUGCUGGUGGCACGAGUGAGGGUGUUGGAGAGAUGUACGGCAUCAGUGAUGGACAAGUUAGUAUCUACAUAUACAAGAUCCUCAACGCCUGUGAAAAGGCAUGUUAAAUGUUGCUAAUUUUACAAUUGAAGUGUCAGCACUGAAAUAUAUUAUGGAUUACGAGAAAUCUAUAAGUAAGGAUUCUUGGAAAGCCCCGUCCACUCUUAUCCUCUUGAAAUCGGGUGUCUUUGCUGGACAAUGCAUCAGUUGGCUUCAUCCUCUCCCAGAAGUGUUGAUUAGUUCUCAUGUAGUGCAGCCAGGAGACGAUCGUAGUCGAUGGGCACCCGUGUGAGCGAGGUGCACCGAUGAUCCACCGGGGGGGCGGUGUUUCCCAUAAAGGCCCAGACGUCAUCAGGUUCCACGGUAAGGAUUGCAGUCCUGCUCCUGACCUAAGCAACCAGAGGACACAGCAUCACUAAGAAGAAGCAUCUGCUUGAUUGCCAACUCAUUAGACACUUUUGUAUCGUAUACUGGACUAGCCAUACCUCUGUGUGAACAAUCAACCGGCUUCUGGUUUAUAUUUGAAAAUUGCAAAUUUGGCCUCCCAACUCGUGAAAAACGAACGUGCUCUCACUUCAUGUCCUCUGGCCAAGUGUUACUGCAGCCUGGGCUGUUUUUGUACUAUAUCGUCAGGCAGAUACAAUGUCAUGGAUUUCUUUGGUUUUUCUUCCUCCUGUUUAUUUGUGUUCUCUUUUUAAAAAAAUAAUUCUAAUAAUAAUUUAGUAGCUACAGCCUUUUUCCAUAUAAAUUCUUGAAUGCAUCUUUGGCAUAUUAGUCAUUUAGUUACUGAACACCCAACUGUAUGCUCAAAGUUUUAUGGUUGCAUAUUUAUAUCUGCUUGUACAGUGCAAAUGAUUCUCAGUAAAGAUUGCUAUCAGUGAUUGUA
This is a messenger RNA of Pseudoliparis swirei, 1781 nucleotides long. RefSeq names its product ADP-ribosylation factor-like 1 (gene arl1). The transcript has 6 exons. Lineage: Eukaryota; Metazoa; Chordata; Actinopteri; Perciformes; Liparidae. Gene Ontology annotation, biological process: vesicle-mediated transport; intracellular protein transport. The record is from RefSeq and is a predicted model, not a curated record. Gene Ontology annotation, cellular component: Golgi apparatus; cytoplasm. Bases 100 to 645 code for a protein of 181 amino acids. Gene Ontology annotation, molecular function: GTPase activity; GTP binding.